This is a messenger RNA of Labrus bergylta (ballan wrasse), 1952 nucleotides long. RefSeq names its product paralemmin 3 (gene palm3). Gene Ontology annotation, biological process: regulation of cell shape. The record is from RefSeq and is a predicted model, not a curated record. Gene Ontology annotation, cellular component: membrane. NCBI's taxonomy places the organism in Eukaryota, Metazoa, Chordata, Actinopteri, Labriformes, Labridae.
CUGUCUGCAGGCUUUGCUCUGCAGUGUUUCAGAGCGACAACAACAGGAAACAUGAGGCUGCUGUCUGGAGGGCUGGCCUCACCGUAAUGACUGGAGUCAGGUAACCAGCGGACACACCGACUCUUUCCCCCCUCACAGACGGGCUCAGACACGAAGGAGAAGCGGAGCCAUGAUGGAUGAGACGGAGAAGUACAAACAGCGGCUGGAAGCAAUUGCUGAGAAGCGUCGGUUGCAGGAAGAGGAGGACAAAGCCAGGAGAGAGAUGGAGGAUGAGAAGCUCAGACUUCAGCAGCUCAAGAGAAAGUCUCUGAGAGACCAGUGGCUGAUGGAAGGAGCACCUUUGUCCCCGACGUCCCCGGACGCCCAGAGAUCUCGCUCCCCUCUGUGGGGCUCCCAGGCUCAGGAGAUGGAAAAGCGCAUAGACAAGUUGGAGUCAGAGAGUCAGUGGUUGCCAGAGGAGGAGGAGAAGCUGAAGGAGCAGAUGGAGGAUGGCCAAACUCAGGCAGUGAAGGUGGCAGAAGCCGGGCCAGAAAUAAUCCAGGAUGCUGUUUUGAGGAACGGUGACAACAAUGCAAUAGGAUUGGAAACAGCAGAAAAAAACGACCAAAGCUCACUGCUGGAUAAAACUUCAGCUGUCUUAACCAAUGGAAGAGGAGAUUUAGAAGCAGCCAACAAUGACAGCGUUUCAGAUGACGGUUAUCAGCCCACCACCAACGGACAUGUUGUAGUCUCCGAGGAUGUAACGAACAUGGAGAUGAACUUAAGCCUGGGCGAGGCUGCAAAUGACAACCUUAAAGACGAGGAGGAAGAGGAGAGCACUCUGGUGAUGAGAGCAGAACGUGUGAUCAUAACAGAUGAAGGGGAUGAUGUUCCUGAGGAUCUUGCGCCCCAGGAAGAUCCACAGAACACCGCCGGGUCAGAGGAAGCCCCUCUGAAGGUGGAACCAGAAGCAGUUGAGGAGGGAGGAGAAGCUGUAGAAGAGGAUGAAGAGGAGGUAAUAAGAGCAGCUCAAGAAACUUCAGCGCAACCAGAGCAAACCGAGGCUCCUGCAGAGACGCAACCGCACGCUGAAGAUGGAGCCACACAGGAGGAUGUGGGUACAAAUGAAGUAGAUUUGAAAGGUGAGGGACAAGGCAAUCCAUCAGAAGAUCCAACCUCUGUGCAGCUGCAGUGCCCAGCCGACACCCUAGAGGGCACCACAGUGGCUCCAGUCCCAGUCUACUCCGAGGUGCAGGUGUCCGCUCUCACCCAGCAGCUGGAGGCAGAGGGUGAAACUGAAGAGUUAACAGAAGGAGCCGAGGCCGCGCUGCGUGACCAGGACCCUGCCUCUCUACCUGACCAGUUCCAGGAGGUUCCCCUGGCCGAUCCCCAGGUGAGCCAGAGGACAGAGGCAGGACCGGUGGAGCAGGAUCCCCUCCUGUCUCAGUCCAAAUCCCCCGACACUCGGGCAGAGUUUGCGGCCGCCAACAGCCCGGACAGCUCAUACACACAAGUACCGAGCAGGGCCGCACAGGGGGAGGAGACCCAGUCACCCAAACGCAAAAGCUGCGAGUGCUGCUCGGUCAUGUAAACACCCCUUCUGUGCCUUCAUUAACUCUCCUCCUCUUCCCGGCCUGCAUCCUUCAGUCUGUCUCCCUGCUGUUACAUUCAGAAAACACUCAUCCCCUCUUUUUGUUUUACACCCCCAUUUAUUUUUAUUUUUUUUAAUUAGUAUGUCCAAAAGCUACUUUCCUUUCUGUCUUACUUAUCUUGAAAUUUCCCUUAUCCCACUCUUGAGUUUUGAUAUGCACCGGACUUGUUAAGUGCCUUGAGGAUCUCUUUACCGAGGACAACUCUUAUUCCAACAACAAAGACCAAAAUAGCAGGUGUUGAUUUUAACACUAUUUAAGUUAGACUUGGUUUAGUCACACCCAUUUUCAGGUUCAUAUACUGGAAGAUAAUAAACACAACAA